Molecule: messenger RNA, 1628 nt
Organism: Ochotona curzoniae (black-lipped pika)
Lineage: Eukaryota; Metazoa; Chordata; Mammalia; Lagomorpha; Ochotonidae
Gene: CHRM4
Product: cholinergic receptor muscarinic 4
Exons: 1
Coding region: 131-1573 (480 amino acids)
Biological process (GO): G protein-coupled receptor signaling pathway, coupled to cyclic nucleotide second messenger; regulation of locomotion; chemical synaptic transmission
Cellular component (GO): plasma membrane; dendrite; synapse
Molecular function (GO): G protein-coupled acetylcholine receptor activity; G protein-coupled serotonin receptor activity
Source: RefSeq, a predicted model, not a curated record
GUGCUGCCACCUGCCGUUCCUGUCUCUAGGACUCCGCGUGACCCCCUCCCAUCCGCCCCAACCAUUGAUCCCUUCUCUCUCCUUCCUCCCCCAGUUGCUGUCCUCGCCCCCCUGCUUGCUACUCACCAAAAUGGCGAACUUCACCCCAGUCAAUGGCAGCUCCAGCAACCAGUCUGUGCGACUGGUCACGUCAGCUCAUAACCGCUACGAAACGGUGGAAAUGGUCUUCAUCGCCACGGUCACGGGCUCGCUAAGCCUGGUGACCGUGGUGGGCAACAUUCUGGUGAUGCUCUCCAUCAAGGUCAACAGGCAGCUGCAGACGGUCAACAACUACUUCCUGUUCAGCCUGGCCUGUGCUGACCUCAUCAUUGGCGCCUUCUCCAUGAACCUGUACACUGUGUACAUCAUCAAGGGCUAUUGGCCACUGGGCGCCGUGGUCUGUGACCUGUGGCUGGCCUUGGACUAUGUAGUGAGCAAUGCCUCCGUCAUGAACCUGCUCAUCAUCAGCUUUGACCGCUAUUUCUGCGUCACCAAGCCCCUCACCUACCCUGCCCGCCGUACCACCAAGAUGGCUGGCCUCAUGAUCGCAGCCGCCUGGGUCCUGUCGUUUGUACUAUGGGCGCCUGCCAUCUUGUUUUGGCAGUUUGUGGUGGGCAAGAGGACUGUGCCGGACAACCAGUGCUUCAUCCAGUUCCUGUCCAACCCGGCGGUGACCUUUGGCACGGCCAUCGCCGCCUUCUACCUGCCCGUGGUCAUCAUGACGGUUCUCUAUAUCCACAUCUCCCUGGCCAGCCGCAGUCGAGUUCACAAGCACCGGCCCGAGGGCCCCAAGGAGAAGAAGGCCAAGACCCUGGCCUUCCUCAAAAGCCCCCUGAUGAAACAGAGUGUUAAGAAGCCCCCACCGCCCGGGGAAGCGGCCAGGGAGGAGCUGCGCAACGGGAAGCUGGAGGAGGCCCCUCCGCCUGCCCUGCCACCACCUCCGCGCCCCAUGGCCGACAAGGACACGUCUAAUGAAUCCAGCUCGGGCAGCGCCACCCAGAACACCAAGGAACGGCCACCCACGGAGCUGUCCACUGCCACAGAGGCCACCACACCUGCCCUGUCUGCCCCGCCCCUGCAGCCAAGGACUCUCAACCCGGCCUCCAAGUGGUCCAAGAUCCAGAUUGUGACAAAGCAGACAGGCAAUGAGUGUGUAACAGCCAUUGAGAUUGUACCAGCCACGCCGGCUGGCAUGCGCCCGGCUGCCAACGUGGCCCGCAAGUUCGCUAGCAUCGCUCGCAACCAAGUGCGCAAAAAGCGGCAGAUGGCAGCUCGGGAGCGCAAGGUGACUCGGACCAUCUUCGCCAUCCUGCUGGCCUUCAUCCUCACCUGGACGCCCUACAAUGUCAUGGUUCUGGUGAACACCUUCUGCCAGAGCUGCAUCCCCGAGACUGUGUGGUCCAUUGGUUACUGGCUCUGCUAUGUCAACAGCACCAUCAACCCUGCCUGCUACGCGCUCUGCAAUGCCACCUUCAAAAAGACUUUCCGGCACCUGCUGCUGUGCCAGUAUCGGAACAUCGGCACCGCCAGGUAGGCAGGCAGCAGAGCCCUAGGAGGGGCUGGCGUCGUGUGUGUGUGCUGGCUGGGGG